AUGGACAUCGUGCCGUUUACAACGGCCGCGGGCAACAACGGUGACGGUGGUGUUGGUGGCAGACAGGAGCAGGAAGCGAACCAGUACUUCUUGCAUUUGUUGCAGGAGAAUACUCAGGUGAACUUGUUCGUGAAUGACCCCCGCAUUCAAAGUGCCUUGGAGCUUCGCGCGGAACAAAGACAUCGAUUUGUAUUGGACAACGUUUACGCCGAAGCCAACGCAUACAUUGCACACCUAGAGGCAACAGCGGAUGCGAACCAUCGUCAACAGCUAGCAUUUGUGAGCCAAUCCACACACCUAUUGGUGGGACAGCUACACAAUGAAGUACGAGUGCUAGAGACAAUCGCCCGAGCAGAACGACAAUCAGCCAAUGAGCUGCAGGCACAGCUGGCACGCGCACAAAGGGAAAGUCAUGAUGAAAGGUCUAUGGCCAUGCAGUUUGAUGCACAUCGGUCCGAGCUGAAAGCAGCAGCGCGCACGCUCACUGCGGAAAACAGACAGCAUGAACGCCGUUUCGCGGAAUUGCGCUCGAGUAUCGAAGAAAACCACAGUGAGAUGAUUGCCUUUUUAGGGUCUGAGUUUGAGGAAAAGCUUCAAUGGGAAGAGAAUGAGUACUACCAUAGGCUAACCUCUGAGGCACAGCAGUACGAUAGCUUGGUUGAUGACCUGCAGGACAGGAACGCGGAGCUUAUAGCUGAGGUCGACUCACUCAGGACUGUCUUGUCGACAGCGGAGAGUAGCCCACCGCAAGGUGGUGCCGUGCCGGUGAAAGUCGAUCCCAGUGAGAGCUCCAAGCUUCAACCAAGCCCACCGCAAGGUGGUGCCGCAGCGACAAGCCCUGCUACGCUUUCCAGCGUGGGAAGUGCCCACGAGGUGAUAAGUGGAGGUAAAGGCGGUAAAGGUGGGGAAAAGAAGGACACCUCCAAGAUUCCUUGCAUCUUUUUCCCCAAAGGCACCUGCAAGAACGGUAAGAAUUGCCCAUUCAUGCACAAGGAUGCCGCUCCCUCUGUCCCGGCCAAAGGCGAUAAGGCUGGCAAGGACGGGAAGAGAUCGCCCUCCGGCAAGCGCAGGCGACCCAGUAAGAAAAGGCCAAAGAGUGAGGACAAGCCAGCCGCUUGCUGUCUUUCCCUCACAGCCACCCUCACGGGUGAGUCACUGGCCGAUGCUGUGAAAGCCUACGCAGUAGCAGCCCGCAAGGGCCCUGCCGGAAAGCCCCGAAGCAGAAAGGUCCAGUUCCUAAGGCCAGAAAUCAUUGACAUCCCGCCUGAAGGUGAAGGCUGGAGCUUCGUACCAGACAAGCACAAGUUCGAAUUCAGGUACAAGUCUGCGGAGCUAUGCCCACCAUCAAUUCCAGAGGACACCGAAGAAGCUUUGCAGAAUGCCCGUGUCGGGGUAGAGAAGGAUUCUGCAUUCACUGCAAAGAAGCAAUUCCCCUGCCCCAACUUGCUGCAGCGGACCAUUGAUGGCAUGCUUAGCGGCAAAGUCCUCAGUCCAGCUGGCGCGGCAGAAGAUCCCAUCGAAAAGAUGGCGAAUUGCAUUCCUCCCAUUCCUGGGGUGGAAACGAGGCAACUGCUAAAGGCAGGUUGGACUGUCAUCAACGGCAGCCCCGAUGACGUGUGGUCUUUGUUGGAGGAUUCAGUCAACAUUGACGAAUUGGACGGAAUCUAUGGGGAAGCGCAAGCCGACAGCGAUGUCGAGCCAUACACAAUGCCAAAGUCUAAGAAGGACGAACAACUUAGCGAAGACCUGGAUGAAAUGUUCCCAGAGCUAUUUGGUCCUGAUCGUGAUAAAGAUCCUCCGCCGAAGGACGCGAAAGAAGCCACCCGCAAGGGUGAGUCAAAGUCUGAUUCCCGUGCAGCAUUGCUUGAUGAUGUUCCGUUCUCUGUGAAGCAGAAGCUGAAGUCCAGCGCAGCAGUAGCAGCGCAAGAACCACCGUAUGGUUAUACGUGGAGUGGGGAAUGUUUGGUCAAGAAGAACAACAAGAACCGCCCUAACGCUAUUGAUCAUACUGCAUGGAAGGCUAUGUCGAAAAGACAAAGAGCAACAGCAAUUGCAGAACAUGAGAAGAAGCUACAUGAGGAGAAUGAGGCACUGUAUCGUGAAGCUGUAAAGGUGGAUUGGUGGGACGGCGAAACCUACUUCGACCUCGCAGGCCGGGAACAGUCUGAUUUCGAGCUGGCAGUUGCAGCUGCCCGCAAGGGCAAGCCGGUUGGGCAUUUCAAGCUACUGAAUGUUGGUACAGCCGAACAAGUGGCGGAUGUGUUCACGAAGCCUUUCACUGAAAAGAACAAGUGGACGCAUGCCUUGAAGCUUAUUGGACAUACAACCAGCGCGAACGUAGCCGGGUGCAAACCCGAGUCGAAGGUCGAGGUCGACAACAAGGUUUCGGUAGCAGCAGCUCCGGAUGCAUCAAAGGUUGUCGAGGACUUCGCUAAACAAUCGUUCGAGGCUAACGAUUACAGCUUCAAGACCUUCGAGAAGCUAAUGGCAGCCAUCGUUGUGAGCGACGAGUUCUGCAGGGUCAACACCUCCGAAGCAGACAGGGCUGGAGUUACCAAGGCCAUGAAAACCAUUCUCCAAUCCGCCGCCCUCAACAACGAUAUCAUUUCGCUCGGCGCCGAUCAUGAGAGCCAGCUUUUGGAGUCGGCGUACAGCUGCGUAUCCACACAAUGCGCGGCUGGGGUAUCCUUGACCCAUGCCGACGCAACCUGUGUGGCUCUGCGCCAGAUGGCUGACCUCAGUGACGAGGGACUCGCCAAGUUGAAGCCAACCGCAAGGUUGAGCCCCAAGGCCAAGCGAGCCAUCAUAGUCGUGUCAGACAGCUCCACUGCACUUUGCAAGAAGAACAGGCGGGGAGUGUUCGUCAAGGCCGACUUGGAUGCGGAAGUGAACAUCGCAAGCUGGACGCUGGGAUGGGCACAGACUCGCUACACCAUGUGUUGGGGUAAAACCUUGGCGUGGAUUGUCUGGCAGGUCGAGGAGCAUGUGAAGGAGCUCCGGAGCAACUAUCCGGACCACACCAUCGACGUGAUCUGCUGGUGGUGCGGGAACGAGAUCUCCGGCCAGUGGGGCUGCAUCCCCACGCGGCUAGGACCGGGACUCGCCUACAGAGAUCCCAAUGUCACAACGGAGACCGUCGCACGGAAAGUGAGAAGGGCAGCGGAUGUUUUAGCCGCCCUCGCGGGCGAGCCGGACAUUGGUUUUGUGAAGGUGACUGGGCAGGUGGAGGCGGACUUGUUCCAACUCCACUCAGCCUACAACGACUUCAAUGCCGCUAUGUUCGAAGAGUUCAGGCAGCGCGGUCUGCAAGUGCAAACCGCGAGCUCCUUGGUCGAAAAGCUGGAAAUGUAUGACAGCUUUCACGCCAGUGAAGACCCUCGCAACCGCGAGUUAUUCCAGACCUACUUGCAUGCGACUUUCAAUGCAAGCAGGAGCGAAUGGCUUGCCCAGAAGAUGACACCCUGUGUCAGGGCUUUGCUUGUUCGCUAUGAGCACUUUGAAACUGGCUCCGGUGCCAACAAUCCAGUGCUCGAGGAUGUCCUCAAGCAGUGGCGUGCGGAGAAGGAUCAGCUCAUGAACCCGAAACAGGCAAAGCCAAUGCCGGUCACCCAGGAGGACAAGAUGUGGGAAGCCCCAGAUGCCGCUGACGCAACCGACGUCACUAAGAUCUCCGAGGGGCCACCCAUGGAUAAAGCCAUCCGCAAGGAUGUGCCAAGGAUCGGUGCAACCACUGAUGUUAGUGCUGUUGCGGAGUGCGUCAAUGACAUUGUCACCCAGGACGCAGACGGUAAGGUGUCCUACAAUACUCCGGGCACGGUGGAACUGGUGGAUGAGGGCGACCAAGUCGACCCCAUCCCAUCAUCGGUUGGACGUGUUGUUGAGCCAGCGCCUCCCAAGAAGACUAAGAAGUCUGACCGAGAUGAGGACGCCAUGCGAAGGCUCAUGUUCAUUGAUGAAAGCGCCCCGCAAGGGGCUGCCACUGUGCCAGAGCUUCCGAAUGAGUACUUCUACAACGGCAAGAAGCACUUGAUGAAGCCCUUUAACCCGGAGGACAUUGUGGGAGACAGGCACGUGACAUUCAAACACGGUGACCUGAAGUUCCUCACCAAGCUGCUGCGUGGCCAUGAAAUGGACGACUUCCCUGCAUUGAUCUUUGACCGUGGGUGCUGGGCAGACGUUGACACUCUGCUCCAGGUCUUCAACACGGCACGGAACGCACGCUGGGGUGUGAGGCAGCUGCUACGCGCAGCGAAAGCCGAUAACAAGGGACGGAUCAGACUUUUGGGCAUUGAUGUCCCCAUGAAGGACACCCUGGGUCAACCGCUAUUCCCUGUCCUGGUGAGGAUGGCCCAAGGGCACAACUCCAAGCUCAUCGGCAAUAACCCGGACGCGGACUUCUUCCUCGCGACCAGGUUCUACAGCGGAUUGUCCGAGUACGAGGCCGACCUGCAGAGCAGCGUCAGGGGGGUCACUGUGCUCUCCCGCGAGGAUACCCCCCCGAAGCUCUUCCACCGCACGAAUGAAAAGGGAAUGAAGGGGAUCCUCCGCGAUGGCAUGAUCGCCGGCUCCGCACGGUCAGACAGGUCCCACAACUACCUGUCCCCGUACAAGUUGGACGACACCCACUACAAGAGUGGAAUGCGCUCCAACCAGCCGAUCGAGCUGACGAUAGACACGCAGCGAGCAAUCGCCGCUGGAUGCGUUUUCUUCGUCACGGAGACCGACGGCGUCCUCACACGGGACAAUGUGCCUCCCGAUUGCGUGCUGUCCGCCAUCGACACCAGCAACAAGAACCUCCCGCUCUAUGUCGCCGAGCACAAAGAAGCCGCCCGCGAGGGUGAGCCAGAGCGCAUUUUCCGCGCCAAGCGCGACUAUGAGGAGGCCGCAGCAGCAAGCUCAUCAUCGGCACCGCCCCCAAAACAGGCGGCUAUCGCUCCCAAAGCGAUUGCUUCAAAGAAGAUGCCGAAGGUGGUUCCCAAGCCCGCCGCAAUCGCCGAGAAAGACGAAAGUAUGGACUUGGAUGAAGCCACCCGCGAGGGUGAGCCUGCUGAUGCUGCUGGUGCAUUCGACCUUGACGAAACCAAGGUUGAGGUUGAGGUUGAAGUCGAUGAAGGCGAUACAACGGAUGCGGGUGAGGAUGAGCCUUACCCACUUGGCUCUCACCCAUGCCGCGAGUGCGCAGCAGUCGUUGCCAAUGGCAUGCUGUUCUGCCUCCGUUGCAAGGCUCCCCAGACGGAUGACUCUAAGAAGAUCACAAAGCGAGUCUUUGAGAAUUCGAGACUCCGCCAGCGCCUUCUUGCCACCGCUGCGACCGGAGCCCAGAAGCCCAUCGAUGAUCUCCUUGCGAGUGACCUUCGAGGCCUGGGCGAGGGACCAAAGAAACGUGGUCAGAUGAGCGCAGAGGCUGCCGCCAUUCGUGACGCCAAAGACCGAAAGAUCAGGGCCGCCAAGUUGAACUUUGACACCGUGUCCGACCGCUUCGAGAAGGACGCGCAGUUCAACGUGAGGAUGAUGCAAGAGGGCCGCAACUUCGAGGACAUGCAGAAAUUCGAUCACCUGUCGAACGCUGUGCUUCCCGACCCAGGACGCAGUGAGGAGCAGCGCUACUUGCGUGCCGGCUCCCAUUAUGGUGGUGGCAAUGUCCCGCCUGCGAAGUUGGUCUAUUAUGCCCACUGCGAAGUGGAGCCGUUGAGGAACUUGCGGUUUAUCGAUGAUACCGCGGAUGUCCCCAUCGGCUUGACCUACCUCGGUGCAUUCCUCCCUCCGCGACUCUAUGCUGAGGUGGCAGCAGUGAAUGACGCUGCGAAAAGGAUCCUGACUUUCGACGGCGAGGUCUAUGUGUCGGCUACCACAACUGAAGGCAUCACAACUGAGAUCGGACAGAUUCUUACCGAUAGCCUCCGUAGUGCUCAGAACCAGACAGACCAAACGGAACGUUUGGCAGAGCGCAAUCGCCAGGCCGCAGUCCAGAACCGCCCAUCCCAAAAGGGACGUGGUCGCACGACAGCACCUGAGCCAAUGUACAGAGGCUAUACUCAGGCCCAGUGGGACGAGUACUAUCGCCAGCGUCGUGGAGGUUACACUCAGGCCGAGUGGGAUGCAUGGAACCGCACCCAUAGGCGCUGA
Symbiodinium sp. CCMP2592 is the source of this 6126-nucleotide messenger RNA. The record is from the annotation of a GenBank genome assembly. Lineage: Eukaryota; Dinophyceae; Suessiales; Symbiodiniaceae.